Molecule: messenger RNA, 3929 nt
Organism: Oncorhynchus nerka (sockeye salmon)
Lineage: Eukaryota; Metazoa; Chordata; Actinopteri; Salmoniformes; Salmonidae
Product: ectonucleoside triphosphate diphosphohydrolase 5-like
Exons: 13
Coding region: 2144-3463 (439 amino acids)
Molecular function (GO): hydrolase activity
Source: RefSeq, a predicted model, not a curated record
UGAUGACGUAGGUACGCCCUCCAGUUUAGCUGUAGCAGGUGGAUGUUGACAUGAAUAGUAAAAUGAUUAGCUAGCUAGAUAUGCAUUUUUUCUUAUGGCUGUGACGACCUGUAUUGCCCGAGAAGAAAUGUUUAUCAUUUUGUUUUAUUUGCAGUACAUUUUGUGGUCUCUUCGGGAAAAAGUCACUGGUUAGCCCAGUUAGAUAGCUAGCACGUUUAGCUGUCAAUUGGUAAAUCGUGCAACGGCAUGGGUCAACUGCUGUCAGAAAUGAGCUCAAUAUAAACUUUUGUGCCUAUUUUAUUCCCAGCAUUUAUUUACACAACAUGCCACUAUAUAGGUAGCAGCUAUCGUUUCUUUAUUUGCAUGCAGUGUAAGUUAGCUAGCUAGCACAAAAAUGUGUUAAAUAAAGAAAUGUAGGCGAGUCGACAAGGCAGGACCAUGACAUUAUCAGAGGUAAACUGGCUUUGGCAGCCAAAACAGUCAAAUGCUCCCUCUAAACAUAAAUCGAUUCUCAAUUGCGAUAUGGUUCUAGAAACAUAAGAUCUACUUUCAUAACACGUCGAAAAAUAAUUUCACAAAUGCAAAAUAUACACUACUGUGCUCUGUUUUAGUUCAGUUCAGUUACAACACUUCUGGCGUCCUUUCAUUACACACAGGCGUUUGGUGACGCUAUAGUUUACUAGAACGGGUCAACAAGCGCUGUAACAUGGACAUGUGGGAACCCUAACGCUAUACAGGUGUGUGUCGUAAUUCAACAAUUUGUUUAAUGAAAAAUCUUUCUGGAUUAUAGUAAAUUUCCAAAGGUUUUCAAAAUCGCAUUGGAAACAAGCAUUAUUAAAGUGUAGACAAAAUUUCGGGAUUAUUGUACACAAUCCCAUGCAGUCUUCAAUGCAUCAACUGAGAACCAAAGAGGAAGCCCUCUGGUGAACGGUGGCUAGCAGCUAGCUAUCAUAGUCUUGGGAAUUUGACAGCACUGCACUGGAAAUUUGAACAGAGUAGCCUUUUAACCUCCUUUUUUAAACAGGAUCAGUACAGAACUGUUUAUAUUUUUGACAGCUGCAGCGUUGUGGUUUCACUUGCAAUACUGUAGGUUUUCCAUGGGGUUAGUUUAUAUAACAUGAGGUUAUAACAUGUUUAUUCACUAUUAAAAACCAAUAACACAUUCCUUUAAACAAGGUCAAUCAAUCAAGUGUAUUUUAUAAAGCCCUUUUUACAUCAGCAGUUGUCAAAAAGUGCUUUACAGAUACCCAGCCUAAAACCCCAAAGAGAAAGCAAUGCAGACAGAAGCAAAGUGUCUAGGAAAAAAAUCCCUAGAAAGCAGGAACCUAGGAAGAAACCUACAGAGGAACCAGGCCCGCUUUUCUGGCUGUACCGGAACCGUUUUCAGUAUACGUGGCCAGAUCGUUUUUCAAGAUGGACUGCAUGGACAGGAGAGAGAGCAUCUGAAUUUCUCACAAUAGUCUAUAGUAUUUGUCACACAUAUGAUAGUUGGUUCUUUUUAUUUUAUUUGUAUUUAUUUAACCUUUAUUUAACGAGGCAAGUCAGUUAAGAACUCAUUUUAAUUUACAUUGACGGCCUACCCCGGCCAAACCCUAACCCGGACGACGCUGGGCCAAUUGUGCACCACCCUAUGGGACUCCCAAUCACGGCGGGUUGUGAUACAGCCUGGAAUCAAACCAGGGUCUGUAGUGACGUCUCUAGCACUGAGAUGCAGUGCCUUUAGACCGCUGAGCCACUUGGGCGAAACAGUUGUAAGGGGAGUACUAUACAUUUGUCUAACAAUCUUGCUUGGUGGAAGUGUCAACGUCAUCCUCCAGAAGGCUCCCUUCUGAUUGGUGAAUGGCUAGUUAGGGUGUGGUUAAAGUGCAUAUAACUGUAUGCUAUUGCUUUGGGGCUCUUCUGUUGGUUGUUGCUUCUAGUUGGGACCUUGUGUCAUCUAUCCAGUUAGGUCAGGACUCAGGAGCAGUGUCAAUUAUCUAGCGUGCUGUUGGCUAAACUAAACUUUCCUCUGCAUGACUGCCUCAGUGUCCACUCUCCUGUUAGUUGAGUUGACUAAGAUACCCUUCAGUCCCUCAGUUUUAGCCUAAUCCUCCUGGCCUCGUACCCAUCAGAGGGACACUCAUUUCCUACUCCUUCCCAAGAGAUGUCUUCCCAAGCUUCUCUCCGACCUGCGGUGGUCCUGUCACUGGUUCUGGUUGUGUGGGCUCUGACAGGGCUGACCCAUGCCCAGCCCAAGGCUUCUGUCCUGGACUUCUCAGCCAGCCUGGGUAACCUCCUCCCAAGCCUCAGCCGACCAGCCAACUCCAGCCGGAUCUUCUACGGGGUAAUGUUUGACGCUGGCAGCACUGGCACACGCAUCCACGUCUAUACCUUCAUACAGAAAGACCCUGAGGAGUUACCAGUGUUGGAUAAUGAGAUGUUCCAUUCCAUCAAGCCUGGUCUGUCAGCAUAUGCAGACAUGCCUGAAAUGGGUGGGUACACAGUGAGGCAGCUUCUGAAAGUGGCUAAGAAAACCGUCCCCCGGCUAGAAUGGAAGAGAACCCCGCUGGUCUUGAAAGCUACAGCAGGACUCAGGCUGCUGCCCUCAGAGAAAGCCCAGGCUCUACUGGAACAGGUGCAGGAUGUUUUUGAUGAAUCUCCCUUCUUCGUCCCAGACGAUAGCGUCAGCAUAAUGAAUGGUACAAAUGAAGGAAUCUUGGCGUGGGUUACUGUGAACUUUUUGACAGGUCACCUGUAUGCUGAGACCAGGAAGACAGUGGGGAUUCUGGAUCUGGGGGGAGGAUCGACUCAAAUCACUUUUCUUCCUAAAUCCAAGAAAACCAUUGGAAGUUCUCCUGAUGACUACAUUGCCAGAAUUGACAUGUUCAACUCGACAUAUGAACUCUACACUCACAGCUACCUGGGUAAUGGACUGAUGGCAGCUAGACUGGCAGCCCUAGGAGCAUUGGGGGCAGACGGGUUAGAGUGGAGAGUGUUCAAAAGCUCCUGCCUGCCUAAGAAGUUCAGAAAGGAGUGGAGCUUUGGAGGACUCACCUACAUAGUCAGUGGGAUACCUGAUGGUUAUGUGGGAUACAAGCUGUGUUACCAGGAGGUGUUGAAGGUGGUAAAGGGAAUAGUUCACCAGCCCUAUGAGUUGAAAGACACCAGUGUGUUCUACGCUUUCUCCUAUUACUUUGACCUAGCCGUGGAUGCAGGCCUUAUUGACAGGACCCAAGGAGGAAUGCUGGAGGUCAGGGACUUCAAGAAGAGAGCUAAAGAGGUGUGUAACAAGAUGUCUAAGUACCGUCCGAUCAGCCCCUUCCUGUGUAUGGACAUGACCUACAUCACCUGUCUGCUCAAAGACGGCUUUGGCUUCAAGGAGAACACUGUACUGCAGCUGACUAAGAAAGUCAACAACGUGGAGACAAGCUGGGCUUUAGGUGCCACGUUCAACCACUUCCAGAACCUAAAGAUCCACAGAUAGACAAGGAGCCACGGGUCUGGGUGGGCAGGUGGGGAAAACCACUGGAUUAGAUGGUGCUCAAAAAUAAAUGGACUGAGGAACUAUUGUUGUUUUAAACAGCCUUUGACCCUGCCUUAUUGUGAAUUGUAAUGUCUUAAAAAUAUGCCUUGCAUCUUUGACUUACUAUUUGACUAUCAAGAUUCGACAUUUCUGAGAUAACAUUACAAUUGUUACAACUAUUUUUGUUACCCAACACCUAAAUGGUUGGUCCUAUAGUUCAGUAGGUCUGUUGUUUUCAUGUGACUGGUUGCUAUAGCACAGUGGUCUCAUAUUAUUUACAUCUCUAUUAAAGCACUGGGGGCUGUCGCUGACUGAAACGCCACUUAGUUGUGUUACUGUAUAAAAGGUGGAUAUUUUGACCGUCUGUUUAAUAUCACUUGGGUGUGAUCUUUAUUUUCAUUAAAAAAAUAAACUGGUAUGAGUGUGU